CUUAAUCGACAACCUUCCUAACACGUUUACAGUAGGUUAAAUUGCAUUUUUUGUUUUCAACCUAAGGGAACAGGAGUUUUUGAUUGUUUGACGAAGGCAUGAGUUUCUUACGUGAUAUCUUACGCAUAGGUAUUAGCUCUGAUCCAUGGUGUGCUUACGCUGCAGAGUUUCCUUCGAGCAAAGAAGAAUAUGAUGCUUUGUUAGAAAAAGUGAAAGAAAUAAAACCUCAGAACGUACCGGCUGAUUUCAAGCUCAAUAUCUUGAUGAUUGGACCUAAGGCUCAUGGAAAAUCGUCAGCCGUCAACUCAAUUGCGAGUAUAAGUACAGGAAAAAGAACAACCGUAUGCAAUGCUGGCGAAACUAGCAGUGACAAUGUUACCACCGUUUACAGACAACUGGAGAUACCUGGUCAUUUCCAAACCUUUAGGCUUUGCGAUGUGAGAGGAUUAACCAAGGAAAGGGAAGCUUCUAACAACUUAUUAAAAGACAUCGAAUAUAUAGUUCAAGGACAUGUCAAGACUGGCUACAAGAUGGAUGCCCGAGGACCUAUAAAAGAAGACGACAAAGUUUACUUUAUUAGUAAUCCUACCUAUGAAAGAAAAGUUCAUGGUGUUAUUAUUGUAUUUGACAUCACUGAAGCCUACGAUAUUCAUUCAAGUCACAUCGAAGACAUUAAAGUCAUUACGAAUAGAUUAAACGAACUGAAUGUCCCAGUGUCAGUGUUACUUACAAAGGCAGAUUUAUUAUGCCAACGUGUACGAGAUGGGAUUCGAAACAUAUAUCGUAGUAAGAAAGUGAUCGAAGCUGCAAAUAAAGUCCAUGCCAAAUUGGGAAUACCGAAGAAAAAUAUAUACCCUGUAGCCAAUUUUGAGGACAACGUCAAGUUUGGUUGGGAGGAAAGUGUACCUCUAUUGACAGCUAUACAAGCCUUUCUCGGUACAGCGGCAAACCAUUUGCACAGUUUGCAAGAGGGUAAAACCGGGACAAUUAAUUGCAAAAUACCAAGUGAAUCCGCAUCGAAAGAAAUAACAUAACUUAAAAAAAUAGUUGUACAAAAACAAUUUUUCAGUCUCAAUAUUGGUCUUCUUUGGUUUAUUAGAAUAUAAACACAUAAAAUGCUGUAUCACGUUUAAUUAAUUCAGUUUUCUACAACACAUUAGUAGAUUAUGUUGAUUCAUUGAUGGACCUUACCUAUAACUGACCAGACCAACAUAUAAAUGGAAGGUUUCAACUGAGUGUCCCUUUUAUCAUUCUUUUUCAAUCAGUUAAAUAAAUUUGAUGCGGAAAAACACAAACGUACAUCUUUUUUAUCAUACGUUUACUUAGUUUUUCUGCUGAAACAUCGGGAUUCUUCCAGUCACCUGUAAUUUGAACCGAGCGAGGUAAAUCGAUCAACAUCUUCUAAACCUCGAGCUCGCCCACUUAGCUCAAUAUAACCAGCAUGGGGUCUAAUUCCCGGGCAAGGCUUAUGUUCUCCGUGACGAUUUGAUAGAAGAAUUCGUGCCUGAAAUCAUUCGCCUUCGGCCUAUGAUUGCCAGUCACUUACGGACAACAGGUUUACAAAAUCCAGUAACACUAAACACUGUUAAGGUUACUGCCCGCCGUUACAUAAUAAUAAUAAAAAAACAAACAAAAACAGACAAAAAGAUGUCAAUGACAAUAUAUAUUUUUAUGCUUCAGUUGUACCAAUUUAUUUUCCUUCCGCGCCGUCAAACAUGUGAUAACGGUAAUAUUAAACUGACUUCCACGCGUACUAUUUGCAAUAAUUAAUCCGACAUAAAAUCAAAUCCUUGAAACCAAGCAGAAUAGCAGACUCGAUUUUAAUGAGUUGGAUUUCUCACAAAAUUCAUAUAUCUUAAUAGCAAGUGAAUACUUACAUGGAAUUAACUUGUAACUAUGAAUGACGGAAUAUAACUGUUACAUAAGAAAGCCUUUUAAUUCAAUUAUGAAAUUUGUCAUACCAACUGGCCGAGCGAAAUGAAAACUAACGCAAACUUACUGGAUCUUAAUUUAUGCUUCACUCGUAAGACACACAUAGAUUUAAAGUUAGCCAAUGAAAAAAUGGUCGCUUUGUACCCACAGUAGUGACACACUAGUUUGAGAAAUAGUCAGAAAUUACGAACAUGUAAAUGCGUUUGUUUUAAAUGUGACUGACACAUUUUUCGUUAUGAAAUAAAAUAUAUUAAUUUCUUAGUAAAUCCCAUUUCCAUUCUUUUUUCUUGAUUAUUUAUCAAAUGUUUGAAUAUUUAUUAACAUUGUAGAAAGUUUUAUUGAAACCAGUUUUUGUAUUUAUUUCCCUUAACAUUUCUAUCAGUAAAAGUCCAUGUGCAGUAUAAAAAGAAGUGUUUUUCAACCCUUGUAAUUAUGCAUAUAGUUGUUAAAUCUUGAAAAGAAUGAACGCUCUAUCUAUGAUGACAGUUGCGAUGCGGAAUCUUAGCCAACAAAUUGAGGAAAGACUAUGUACUCUUUGUCCUAGCAACUUAUAACCGGAGCAAUUAGGAAAACUGCAUAAUGUAUUGUAAAUGCUUUCUUGUAUAGACGAAGGUCCAUGUAUAUAUACUAAUUCUGUAAUUAUACAACUCUGUAUAUAACAGUUAGAAGAUCGGAUAACUCAUAUUUAACUUGCUUAUAUAUUUAUACAAUUUUCACAUAAUCUUUUUUCAAAAUUAGAUGCCAGUAAAAUAUAUACAUUUAGUAGGAUAUAUUUUAUGUUCAUUUUGCUAUAUUUCUAGGUAUUUUAUGCCACUGAUUAAUAUGACCGUAAUAUGACUUUGAAAUAACGUUUACUUGAAAUUCAGUUUAAUUAACUUCGUAAUGACAAAUAUCAGACAGUAAUUUAUAAAAGAAUCAUCAUAUAAUUAUCAUCACAUCUGGAUUUAAUAUAAUGCAGUAUUUCAGAGGACUUUUUAUAAUUAGAAGGUUCUGUGGAAGAUUUCCCUCACUGCUAACUGUGAGGAAAUAACUGCAUUGUAAGUAUCAAAUAAACAUACUGUGUACCUAAAUGAUAUGGAUUUCUACAGCUUUCAAAUCGUUUGAUUUUAACAAUAUUAAUGCUUAUGUACUGAUACUUAAUCCAAAGCGGAAGCGGAAGCGAUGUAAAGCGCGACAGUACGAUGAUGACACUACGAAGAUGAAUUGCGACAGUACAAUGGUGAAGUGCUACGGUGCGACAGUAUGAAGAUGAAGCGCGACAGUAUGACGUUGAAGCACGACCGAAAGUUCGAUUUUAUAAAAUUGUCGAAAACAGUUUUGUCCGAAUUGUAUUCGUUAUUCACCAUGUCCCGAACCGAAUAUUUACAAAUAUGAAUAAAAACUGCAUAAUCCAAACUAAAAUUACUUGAAUUUACCUACAUGUAAAACACAAGAAAGCUACCGAAAAUGCUAACGUUUCAUAGCGCAUUUCACAUUAAUUAUUCUUCGUACUAACCCAUCCACAACAGUAGACAAAUAUUUCACGACAAUGAUUUGAUAUGUAUCAUAGGGCCAAUAUUUGCUGUUGGUUUACCAUAAAUAAAAUGCUUUUCAUAAUUUUCCGGGUUUGAAAUGUGAUUAAGUUCAUAAUUUCAUGUAAUUUUAAAAUAUUUGAUUUCAACAUGUGGGAAUUCCCAUUUUACGACAUCCAAAAACUUGUUACAUAAAUAACAUGUUGAGCAACGAGUAAACCGUUGAAAUAGGGGAUCCUCCUGCCAAAUACUCGUCGUCAGUUUUUGGUCGCCUCUAGUCAUUUUUUGCCAAACAGUUGACAGUUUAAGUCAUUUGAAUCCAACGCUCGAUA
Messenger RNA from Mercenaria mercenaria, 3775 nucleotides. RefSeq lists its product as uncharacterized. Bases 99 to 1034 code for a protein of 311 amino acids. NCBI's taxonomy places the organism in Eukaryota, Metazoa, Mollusca, Bivalvia, Venerida, Veneridae. The record is from RefSeq and is a predicted model, not a curated record. The transcript is spliced from 7 exons.